UGUAUAUUAUUGUCUAUAGAUAUAGAUAUUGAUUGAUAUAUAAAGAGGAUGAGAAGUCUUGGCUCCCCAAAGUUGGCCAAUAAUUUGGUUUUAUGUAGAAUUCCACUAAGUCUAAUAAUUGGCUUGCUAGUUGCUAGUACUGUACUGUGCCUAUUAUAGAUAAAUCCGCCUUUGCUGUCUGUCUGUCUGUCACUCAAACCAAAAACUUGAAGAAGAAGAAGAAGAUGGAGCCACUGAAUAAAGAUGAUGAAUCCAUUGAGAUGUCAAACCAAAAGAAGCUUGGUGGGGUGAAGACCUUACCCUUUAUCCUUGCGAAUGAGAUAUGUGACAGAUUCGCUGCGACCGGAUUCCACGCCAAUCUGAUAACAUACUUAACUGUACAACUUAACAUACCACUAGUGAAGGCAUCCAAUACCCUGACCAACUUCACUGGACUUUCUAGUUUUACGCCUAUUAUCGGUGCACUAGUUGCUGACUCUUUUGCUGGUCGCUACUGGACCAUCGUCGUCGCCUUGCUCAUUUACGAACUGGGCAUGAUCAUCAUUACCAUAUCAGCAUUCUUGCCACAAUUCCAUCCACCACAAUGUCCCACUCAAGUCAACUGCAAAGAAGCAUCACAAUCUCAAUUAUCAGUGCUUUAUGUCUCUCUUUUUUUGACUGCAAUCGGGUUAGGAGGCACACGGCCUUCUGUUGUUGCGUUUGCCGCAGAUCAACUUGAUAUCUCAAAGCCGAAAAAGCAGGCAACAAGCUGGAAUUUCUUCAACUGGUACUACCUUUUAUUAUCGCUAGCAAGUUUAUCUGCACUGACGCUAGUCGUGUACAUCCAAGAUCGGGUGAGUUGGGGUUGGGGUCUUGGUAUUCCGACCAUCGCAAUGGUGGUUGCGUUUGUAGCGUUUCUAGUUGGAUCUCCGCUUUAUCAGAAAGCAAAACCCGAAGGUAGUCCGUUUGUGAGAGUUGCUCAAGUGAUUGUUGCUGCGAUCAAGAAGCGUGGUGUUGAGGUACCGGUAGAUGAUAAACUUCUUUAUGAGAACAAAGAUCUUGAUGCGGGUAUUUCUAAGGACGGGCAGCUUGUUCAUACUAAUCAAUUGAGGUGGUUUGAUAGGGCUGCCAUUAUAACCCAAGAUGAUACUGUCCAUCUCCUUACAAACUCGCCGAAACUAUGGCAAAUUGCUACCGUGCAUAGAGUUGAAGAACUAAAAUCCAUGAUUAGACUGUUACCAUUUGUGUCAACGGGUAUAUUAUUCGUAAUGGCAUAUUCACACCAGGGUAGCUUCACCAUCAUGCAAGCUCGAACCAUGGACCGUCACAUAACCAAAACGAGCUCGUUUGAAAUACCUCCAGCUAGCAUGGCGGUCUUUGAUGUCCUAGCCCUAAUUAUUACCCUCGCAUUAUACGACCGUUUAUUUGUCCCUUUUGCAUCUCGCUUCACAAAGAACCCCGCAGGCAUCACAUGUUUACAACGGAUGGGUGUUGGGUUCGCUGUAAACAUAUGUGCAACAUUGGUGGGGUCGUUUGUGGAGAUCAAACGAAAACACGUAGCAAGAGAUCAUAAACUGAUCGACCAGCCAACGCAAAUAAUACCCAUAAGCGUUUAUUGGUUGGUUCCUCAGUAUACGCUUCAUGGUGUAGCUCAAGCAUUUUAUCAAGUCGGGAAAUUGGAGUUUCUUUAUGAUCAGUCACCCGAAAGUAUGAAAAGCACCGCAAUGGCUUUAUAUUGGAUUGCAAUUGGAUUAGGACAGUAUGCAGGGACAUUAAUGGUGACAUUGGUCCAUAAGUAUAGCGCGGAUAAAAACGGGAGAAAUUGGCUUCCGGAUAGGAAUAUAAAUAAAGGUAGAUUGGAAUACUACUACAUGCUUGUAACUGGGAUACAAGUAGUAAACCUUGUGUAUUAUUACAUAUGUGCCUGGUUCUAUACUUAUAAGCCGUUAGAAGAGGUCGCUAAAAGCGGUGAAGACGGAGAUCUAGAGUUGGUUGUAGAUAACAACAUGGUAGUUGAUGUAAUAAAUGGUCAUGAAGGAAAAGAAGCCAAGGAUACAUAGCAUUAGCGAGAAUCAUCAAUGAACGCGUGUAUUUAAUCCGAUUUCUAGAUGUCAAGUAUUUUCAGCUAGCUUUCAAAAGUAAAA
Messenger RNA from Helianthus annuus (common sunflower), 2123 nucleotides. Its product is annotated as protein NRT1/ PTR FAMILY 3.1. NCBI's taxonomy places the organism in Eukaryota, Viridiplantae, Streptophyta, Magnoliopsida, Asterales, Asteraceae. Gene Ontology annotation, biological process: transmembrane transport. The coding region runs from base 225 to 2039 and encodes 604 amino acids. Gene Ontology annotation, cellular component: plasma membrane. The record is from RefSeq and is a predicted model, not a curated record. The transcript has 4 exons. Gene Ontology annotation, molecular function: transmembrane transporter activity.